This is a messenger RNA of Brassica napus (rape), 1170 nucleotides long. RefSeq names its product dof zinc finger protein DOF1.2. Gene Ontology annotation, biological process: regulation of DNA-templated transcription. NCBI's taxonomy places the organism in Eukaryota, Viridiplantae, Streptophyta, Magnoliopsida, Brassicales, Brassicaceae. Gene Ontology annotation, molecular function: DNA-binding transcription factor activity; DNA binding. The record is from RefSeq and is a predicted model, not a curated record. The transcript has a single exon. Bases 121 to 882 code for a protein of 253 amino acids.
CACACACAUGCUCUUCUUCACCUCUUUAUACACACAUUCACACGCCUGCACAAUACUAUUUAUAUAUAGUUACCAUAUACUCGAAUCAACACCAAGUGACCACUUGUGAAGACCAAAACAAUGAUGUUGCCGUACAACGCACACAACAGCUACCAGCACCAGUUCCCAUCGCCAGAGCUUGAAAUUCCCGAGAAGUGGAAGGUUCCCUACGGACACGAUGAGACUGCUCCACCUUGUCCUCGUUGUGCAUCUUCAAACACCAAGUUUUGUUACUACAACAACUACAGCUUGUCUCAGCCUAGAUACUUCUGCAAAGGUUGCCGUCGAUACUGGACCAAAGGCGGCUCUCUCCGCAACAUUCCCGUCGGUGGAGGCUGUCGCAAGAGAAGCAGGAGCAGAAAUAACAGUCACAAAAGGUUUGGUCGGAACCAGAAUCUGCAGCCAGAUGGUCUUAUCAACCAAGAUGAAGGUUCCCAGUCAAGCCAUGCUGGUUCUGAUAUUGAUCUGGCUGCGGUUUUCGCACAGUACGUGACUAACGGGAGCCCUUCGAGUACAGAUAACACUACCGGAUCUGAUCAAGAUUCACCGUUAACAACAACAACCACUCAUGCUUUAGAUUCCUUGACUUGGGAUAUCUGCCAAGAAACUGAUGUGAAUCUUGAAUUCUAUGGGACCGAGAAGAUCCAAGAUGGUUUUGGCCAGUUUCUCCAAGAAGAUGAAGAGGAGAUGUUCGAGUUCCAAGGUUUACUAGAUGACAAAGAGAUUCAAGAGAUCUUAGAUUGCUCAUUCACGGAGGAGCCAGACAAGUUAAUUUCUCAAGGGAGCUUCAUGAUCGAUGGUGAUCACUGGAGUUCAACAGAUCUUGCAACAUUCGGGAUUUGACCAGGAAGAUCUUUCCUUUCUUUUUAAUCGCAUAUACUUCAAUUUAUUACAAAUAGAAAACGUACUACUACUAGUUACACUGAAACUUAUUCUUAUAUAUUGUUCAUGAAUUUAUAUCACACAUGAACCCUCCCACGAGAUAGAAUCCGUGGAGUAGAUUACUGUAUAUUUCUCUUCAAAUAAUGAAUACAACUUACACUUUCUACAUAAGUAAUUUUACUGGCCAUGCUUUUGAAAUUCUUCUGCCUUGCCUUCUCUCCUUUCAGUUUUGAUUGUGGAACAAACCUG